CCUGAGGCCCGCAACACUACAACAACCCCCCACCCCACUCCCUGUGAACCAUCUGCCAUUGAGAUCUAUGAGCUCUUCUUAAAGACUGUUCCAUCUGAUGAGUACCAUGCGUUAGGAAACGUUUACAGAAAGACAUGCAAAGCAGAAACCGAACAAUACUGGAUGCUCAUCGUUGUCCUUAUGUUCAUUCAGCCCCGUCCACCGGUAAACUCCAGGUUAUGUGAAAUUAAACUUAGCUCAGGACAUUCUUUAAUAGAUACCAAACUGUAAAUAAGACAAAUGAAUUGCGUAGUUUGAUCAGUUUUAUAUGAGGAUACGUUUAAAGUAGUGAAUAAAAUGUAUAAUAAUAUUAUGUAUGUUAUGUGUUGACCAUUUUUUUCAUGUUGUUCAUUCUUCAUGUAUUAAACCGCCAAGGGUAUAAGACCUGCAAAGCUGCUUCAGUAUGAUGAUUCAGUAUGAACUCCUGUUAAAUAAAGAGGUAAAAGUUGUGUUUAGAUACUGUGUGUGCGUGCGUGCAUGUGAGUGAGAUUCAAGGAAAUUAUAUGCGGUUUUUUAAGCUGUCAUCACUCCAUAACUAAUUCCCCACGCCCACCUUGAUGGGCGUGGGGAACUAGGUACACAAAACGCCAGGGUUGAAAAUGUUUGCUCAACAGCGUCAACCAGGACACCGUGAUGGCAUCUCGCGCCGUAAGAAGGAUUGUCGCAGUGCUGAUAAUCCUCACCAUAAGCAAAUGCUUGUACAUGCGACUACAGCAUUCGAAGAAGGCCGGCAUCCAACAAUUUGGGGAGGCAAAAGAUAAGGGAUUCCUACUGACGGAAGAGGAAGCCCCAAAGUCGACCCUGGAUGACGAUGAAGAGUUGACCACUAUCGAAAAGGCAGAGUUGGUCACUAAAAACGCUGUACAGUUGACCACUGAAGACAUUGACGAGGGGACAUCUGAUGGGAAUGAAACCUGGUUGAUUCAACACACGCCUACAAAGAGGUCUGUAGGCCCGGACUCUGAGACGCUCAUGCCUCUCCUCCAGAAGAAAGACUUUCGGAAGUUGCCCCAAUGGGACUUUGAAGAUGUAUACUCAAGGAGUGACCAGCCAAGACAGAUGACAUGUUCCCUUUCUCUGCGGAUGUCUGAAGAUGCAAACUUCACCAAGAACUUUAUUCCAAACAUCAACUUGUUCAUGUACAACAGGAGCGUCACUGUGAGGGAGUGGAACAGGCUCUCCCACUUUAACAACCCCUUUGGUUUCAUGGGCUACGAUUACAGAGAGGUUGUAGCUGCAUUGCGACAUAUCCCAAAACCACAGGAACCAAUGCUUGUUGCCAGGGGAGACGGGGUAGGCUGUGUGUCCUGUGCUGUAGUGGGCACAGCUGGAAUCCUCAGUGGUUCAGGAAUGGGGAAGGAGAUUGAUGGCCAUGACUAUGUGUUCCGGAUGAAUGGUGCUAUCACCAAGGGUUACGAGGAGGAUGUAGGAAACAAGACCUCUGUGUACCUCCACACUGCCUACUCCCUCACUUCAGCUCUGUCGUACUACAAGAAACACGGUUUACCAAGAUUCGCCCGUGAUGAGGGUAUCAAGUAUGUGAUGAUUCCGAGUGGGUAUCGGGAUUUCCAGUGGCUGCAGGCCCUGUUCACUGGGAAAUUAGUCUCAGCGGGCCCCUUCAAGCACUUGCGGCCAACGCAGUACUAUACCGAGAAGUUGGACAAUAAACACUUCUACCUUCUUCAUCCCGAUUUCCUGAGAUAUUUGAGGAACAGAUUUCUGAGGUCUCCAGGUCUCAAUUAUGAAUUCUGGGCUGUAGUUAAACCUACAAAUGGAGCAGUGGCUCUUUUCCUGGCUCUGCACACCUGUGAUGUGGUGAAUGCGUAUGGCUUCAUCACAGAAGACUACCAAAAAUACCCUUACACUUAUUACAAGGGAACUGUUCGAAAGAUGAUUUUCUAUUUCACCCAUGACUUCAUUACGGAAAUGAAUGCGUGGAAGAACUUGCACAAUGCCGGAAUUAUCAAUCUUUACCAACGGAGGGAACCAUAAUAAGGGUGUUUUAACUGGAUUCUGGAAGAGGAGCCAUUUGGUCAGACUUUACAAUUUAGACCUGGCCUGUCAACCUGGUGUUGGUAACCAAAUCGUACGAUUUUGCAAUGCAUGCAUAAGACGUAUGUAUCUUAUAAUGAAUGCAUAUGUACAUGUGUCUUAUAAUGCAGAAAUAUGAUGCAUGUACAGUAAAGGGGCUAUUGUAUUAGGCUGUAUGGGACAAAAAAGGCCUAUACAGCCAUGAUUUGGGUACAAGAAAUGUGUAAGUCGGAAGCCAAUCUUGACGUAGACAGUGAUUUGAGCUUGGGUAUGAAACGGUUAGGUGUAACUUUGAUUAGUAAGAAGUACAGUUGUCAUGGCUUAGUGUUGUCUGGAUUCCCGUAAAAAAAUAAAUAAUUGAGAAAUGACGGGUCGCAGGCAUUGUGUGAUUCUGUAACUAUUUCGCAAACCUUUUAAAUUAUCUUUGAUGGUUUGGUCAUCGCAAAUGUAGUUCAAUUGUUGUGACUUGAGUGAACGAGGCAUCUAGUAAGAUAGGCCUACAGUUUGGCUUACAUAAAAAAAUGUAGACCUUAUCACAAAUGGGCCUUCGGCGACUAGAAGACCACACAAUGAUCGUGUGCUAAAUUGUAUCGAUGUUGUUGCCUUAUUUUCUCUAAGAAUAGCAAACAUGUUUGAAUGCACAAAUAUGUUGCUAAAUCGAUCUUCCUAUGCCUGGGCGUUCUCUGAAUUGCAUUUGGUGGUCAGAGUUGGGGAAAGAACAAGAGAGUAACAUGUGCUCCCAUCAUACCUUGCAGGCAAAAUUAAAUAACAUUAUUUAUGUCUGAUGCAAGGAUUAUUGCCGUUUUUUCCUGGUUAUAUUCUUUCAUGCAUCUUCAUGUUUGGGUUUUUCUGUGAAUUCCAAUCUGAACUUCAGUAAACCACGAUGUAGAGAUGUAUCGCGGAGAACAUGGUUCGUGCUGAGGCUCUUUGCCUUCAGUACACUCUCGUUUCACUUCAGAUCGCAUAAAUCUUUCGCCUUUUACUAAAGAUUUCCGUGGAGUGGAACAUUUUGAGUAUUCAUCAAUUUUUUGAUGCCCUGCUUUACGGCGGGGUUUCCUGAAUUGUCAAAUAAUAAUUAUUGCUCCAACCAAAUACCACUCAUAGUUAGACUACAUAUGCCUCAAAUCAGUAUUAGUUCUCUGGACGUUACCACCAAUAAUUAAUUAGGGUCUAGCAUUGAUCAAACAGAUAGAAUGCUAUGAGUUCUGUCGUUCGUAUACCUUGUCAACAUGUCACACGUCUUCUGAGUUACGACUCUGCAUUUUCCAAUUCCACUAUGGACAAGAGUAAAACAAUAUGACUAUGUAAGCCUACAAACAUGACGUAGAGGUGUAUAUCGGCAAUCCUAGUAGGUAGGUCCCUCGACCGCAAUCGGUCAGUAUACUAUUUUUUCACCUCAGAGCGCAUAAAUCUUUCGACUUUUACUAAAGAUUUCCGGGGAGUGGAAUACGGGAGAAAAAUACGGGAGUAUUCUCGUAUUUUUUGCAGGGCUUCCUCGUAUUGCAUUGCAGGGCUUCCUACACUUUCAAAUAACAAACCUUACACUUAUAAAUAGCACUCACCUAUUUGGUAUACACAUUGAUUA
Gadus chalcogrammus (walleye pollock) is the source of this 3655-nucleotide messenger RNA. RefSeq names its product ST6 (alpha-N-acetyl-neuraminyl-2,3-beta-galactosyl-1,3)-N-acetylgalactosaminide alpha-2,6-sialyltransferase 1, tandem duplicate 1 (gene st6galnac1.1). NCBI's taxonomy places the organism in Eukaryota, Metazoa, Chordata, Actinopteri, Gadiformes, Gadidae. The record is from RefSeq and is a predicted model, not a curated record. Gene Ontology annotation, molecular function: sialyltransferase activity. Bases 673 to 2031 code for a protein of 452 amino acids. The transcript is spliced from 9 exons.